Molecule: messenger RNA, 3457 nt
Organism: Clupea harengus (Atlantic herring)
Lineage: Eukaryota; Metazoa; Chordata; Actinopteri; Clupeiformes; Clupeidae
Gene: slc47a4
Product: solute carrier family 47 member 4
Biological process (GO): xenobiotic detoxification by transmembrane export across the plasma membrane
Cellular component (GO): membrane
Molecular function (GO): xenobiotic transmembrane transporter activity; antiporter activity
Source: RefSeq, a predicted model, not a curated record
GUUGCAGUGUGAAAUGUGAAAAUGGGGAUAUCUAGCUUUCUGUCAGAAAGAAAAAGAAAAUGUCAGAGAUUGAUAUCUACUGCCACAUAAAAUCUCAGCUAGUUUCAUGUGAAUUUGCAACAAAAAUACAAUUUGUCAGUUGUAACCUUUAAGUGUGUACUGUACUAUGAACUUCAGUGUGAAGGCCUUUCAAGAUAUUUGGGCAGACAUCAUAAGAUUUUUUCUUUAGAGAAAUGCCACACUGUUAACCUGUUAUUUGGUCUGUGUAUCUGUCAGCCCCUAUUAGGGUUUAGAUAAUCAUUUCACACAACCCCUGUUUCUAUUAGUAUGGCUAACAGGUUUCAAAGAAAACAAUCCCACCCCUCACCUACUUCUUAAAGUCCAGCUUAAUACUUGAUGCCUACUAUUCAGCGAUGGUGUACUCAGUAAUCCCAACAAACAUACUGUACAUUGUUCUGAGGUGAGUGGUUUAAGUGGACCUUAAGUGUUUGUUAUUCGUGCAUUCAGUCCUACUGAGAGUGUUUAAUACUGCUCGGUCAUGGAUUGAAGCGUCCUGCUAAUGGUGGAAGACAAGAUAGGUGAUAAAGUGAUUCUACGCACAUAUCUAACUAAAUGAAAGGAAAGUAGAUUAACCUGUGAGGCACUAAGUGAGGGUCAGCUGUAGGAUCCUUUCACAGCUUGCAAUUAAGUGUUUACAUUAACACAAGUGCAAAGUCACUCCCUCUGUUCGCGCUGAUCUGUCUGUGAUGGUGAGGAGUUAAGUCACAGACACGUGCAUGAAGAAAUCUCCUGUUUGUGGUAAGGUUCAGGCAGCCGGUGCAAAGGUUAGCUUGGAGCUGCUGCAUAACUGACGCAGCUGCUGGUCUGAUAGGAACAUUGUGAAAUCUUUGGAGUGGCGCACAAAGGUAAACAUUCAUUUGCCAGGGUUAAUUUAGGGUUGUGUUCCUGUGACAGAGCACGGUGAGGUGAAGGGGUGUGAUGUAUAGGCAUUACAUUGUGUCUGUAUUUGAGAAGUAAGUUUUAAAAUUCAGCUUUUUCUUUCAGUUUCCAGGCUUUUGUGUUUGUUCGGCUCACAGUACUACUUUUUGAAUCGUAUAAUACGUGAACCUUUAAGAGAGCGUAAACCCUCUCACCCCUGAGGUGGCUGAAGGACGGCACCAGUAGUGGCACCCCCAGACCUCCUGAGAGGUUUAGGCUGAGGAGACCAUGACUGUGACCGGAGGCAAGGCUGCGGGGCCCUCCUCAGCAGAGGAGCCCAGUGCCAAGCUGUUCUGCUGCGGCCCUCUGAGGCGCUGGGUCCCUCUGGCACUCAGGGAAGAGCUCUACCACAUCCUGUGCAUGACCGGACCCCUGCUUACAUGUCGCAUUCUAAAUUACCUCCUGCCCUUCGUCGUGACGAUCUUCUGUGGUCGCCUGGGGAACAGUGCUCUGGCAGGUUAUGCCAUGGCCUGCGCUGUUAUAAAUGUGUCAAGUGCAGCAACGGGACUUGGAUUGAGCCUGGCCUGUGACACGCUCAUCGCUCAGACAUUUGGGGCGAAGAACCUGCUGCGUGUGGGGGUGAUCCUGCAGAGGGGCAUCAUCAUCCUGCUGCUCUUCUGUCUGCCCUGCUGGGCACUGCUGCUCAACACCCAGGCCAUCCUGCUGCUGCUGGGACAAGAGCCCGAGGUGGCCAGAAUUGCAGAACUGUAUGUGUUUGCAUAUCUGCCUGCCAUACCGGCUUUGUUUGUGCAUCAGUUACUGAUGUCCUAUCUACAAAACCAGGGGGUUUUCCUUCCACAGGUGUUGUCAGCCAUGUUGGCCAACAUUGCCAAUGUGUUAACCAACUACACUCUGGUGUCCUGGUUGGACCUUGGAAUCGUAGGGUCUGCAGCAGCCAACUCCCUAUGCAUAAUCUACAACGUGCUGUUCCUGUUCCUCUACAUCUACUGGAAAAGGCUGCAUGCGAUCACAUGGGGAGGCUGGAGCAUUGACUCCCUGCAGGAGUGGGGUUCCUUCAUGAGGCUGGCCCUCCCCAGCGCCUGCUUGUGCUGCUUCGAGUGGUGGAUCUACGAGAUUGGAGGAUUCUUAGCAGGUAUGCUGAGUGAGGAGGACCUUGCAGCCCAACAUGUGGUCAUAAUGCUGUCUUACAUCAACUACAUGAUUCCUUUAGGGGCCCAAGGUGUUGCCUGCGUCCGUGUGGGAAAUGCACUGGGUGCCGGAGACACUGCAGGGGCCAUCUUAACCAGCAAAGUGAUUUUGAUCCUUGCAGCUGUGUUGGCAGUUUUUCAAGGUCUUGUCCUGGGCGGCACAAAAAAUGUAAUUGCAUACAUUUUUACUUCUGAUGAGAACAUUGCAGCGCUGGUUGCAAGACUUUUAGAUGUCUACUGUGUUCUUCAGUUCUUUAACGGAAUCAUGUGUGUCAGCAUGGGUAUUCUUCUCGGAUUAGGACAGCAGAGAAUAGCAGCUAUAGCUUUUUCAGUUGGAUACUACUGCUUUGGGCUUCCACUACUCAUAGCCUUGGUGUUUGCAGCUCAGCUGGAUAUUAUUGGCUUUUGGCUUGGUCUCCUCAUCUCAACCGUGUUCCUGGCAGUCUUCUUCAUCGUAGUCAUCUUCAAGCUGGACUGGAAGAAAAUGACCAAAGAGGCCGUCACUCGAGCAGGCAAAGAGGUCUGUGGGGAUUUGAUGACAUCACUAUCAGAGCCUGAACCGGAUCUUCUGAUGUCAGGAGGCAAAGGCAUGGUUCAGGCAGAGAACGGCCAUGGGUCUUUGGUCCAUCAGGGGCAGGAAGGGCUGAGAGCUCAGAGCAGUGAGAGGCAGCAGCCUGCAGCUCUGCUCUCCUCCUCUCAGCUCCUCCUCAGGAGAGGCCUCACCGCACUGGCCACCCUCCUCAUCCUCGCUGUGGGAGUCACAGUCCACCUCCUCCUGCCUCUACCGGAGUCGUCCUGGGCCUCAAGAACCAACGUCACCAUAGAGGCUGGAAACUGGACCACUGCCACUCCACUGGAACAAACUACACUAGCUUUUCUAACGAAAAACCUUUAGCCAUGGCAUGACAUAAAUAUAAUAUAAUAUAAAUAUAUAAUGUGCUUUCUUAUAUAGGUCAUAAAUCCACAUGCAGACUGUGUCUGAAUAGUUAUCAUGUUGCUAGUUCCAUUUUAGCAACUACAGAUAUCAACUGCUGGGAUGGUGAAGAGUUUUUUUUUUCUGAAGAGGUCAGCUUGUACAGUAACACAAAUCUAUAAAAUGUUUUGUAUAUUGGUAUUUGUAUGAUGGAAUACACGAUUGUUUAUCGGCACGAUCACAUAAUGGUGUACAUAUGGUUUAAAUGAUUAAAGUGAAACACAGGGAUAUAUUCAUUGUAGCUCAAUACUGAGCUCAGCCCAACAUAUGAUGCUUGGAUUACUGAUUUUCUCUAUAUUGACCCUCCUUUACUUUUAGUAGCUACACUUUUUACAAUAAAAAUGACUUUAUAAUAAAA